Molecule: messenger RNA, 2248 nt
Organism: Xenopus laevis (African clawed frog)
Lineage: Eukaryota; Metazoa; Chordata; Amphibia; Anura; Pipidae
Exons: 5
Coding region: 590-2248 (552 amino acids)
Source: RefSeq, a predicted model, not a curated record
GAUAACAGGUCCCAUAACUGUUCUAAGUUUUAAUUCACAUUAUUUGCUAUGAUAUAUGAUAUACAUAUACGGAUUUCUUUAUUGCUUAUGGGUAAAGGAAAGAGUAAAAAUAAAAUAUCUCUAACUAUGUUAAAGGUCUGAUGAACUGGCUGAACAUUAUUUUAAAGGAUUAAUUAUUAUUAAUACUUGAUUGUUACUUUAAAGGAUAAUAUUCCAUAUUUAUAAGUUGGAUUAUUACUAACGUUUAUGUAAAUAUUUAGAAGAACAAUAUCAGUAUAGAUUAUUCUGCAUAGGGGGAUCAGGGGAUAUCAAACCAGCCACUACUAUACCAGCCAUUUAUUGUACUGGAUAAUAAUAUGAUGCACUGGAUCAGCUGCUCUUUCUAUACAGUAAAGAACCACCCCCUAUAAUUUAAUGACAUCACAAUGGCAGUCACAUGACCUUUGCGAUUACAUCACAUUGAACGCUCAUCUAAGUAUGACAACACAAUGGCAGUCACAUGACGUUUGCGAUUACAUCACAAUGAGCUGAAGAAGGUAUAAAAGCUGCUUGUAGCAGGAAGCUGCCAGACUGGAGAAGACCUGCAACCAUGCAGUUACUAAUCAUCAGUCUACUGAUUUUAUCAAAUCUUUUAUCACAUAAAUACUUAAAUAAUGAUAAACCAUCAAACACAUAUUUUGAAAAUCCGCUCAUCGAUUGGGAUAUUAUAAAUGCAGAGGAAAAAGCAGCAGCUGAACUAAAUGAAGAUCCCCUGAUUGAAUUUCAACUGAACUCAGAACCAGCCAAGAAACAGUCCUAUGAAGACCUGCUGAGAGUGAUUUCUACAUUAGAUGACAGAUUUAGUGACUUAGAAGUAAGAAUGCUGAGACUGCAAGAGUCUAUAGAGCAGCAGCCACACACGUCUGAGCCUAUUGACUCUGUCAGUAAAGAACAAGAAGAGAAACAGAACAAUAAGUACAGUGAGGAUACAAUUAUCACUCAUCUCCUUUGCCUGUUCAUCUUUCUGUUGGGCGCCUUGAGUAUCUCAGUGUAUAAGAAUAUAAAGUUGCUAAAGAAGAAUAAGGAAUAUACUCGUGCCGAAGAAGAGAGGCAAAGUGUAGAAACUCAAACAGAAUUUCACAGGCUGGAUCAAAGUGAGGAUGAGAUCUCAGGUGUUUCUGAUUACUCGUCUAGUCUGGAAUCUUAUUCAGAUUUUGAAGAAAACCAAAAAGGCAAGAAAAAGAAACGCUUUGGAUUCAACGUACGUAAAUGUUUCUGGCGUUGUUCAAAACUGAAAAAGAAGAAAAAUAAAGAAAAAGAGAAAACUCUAGAUGAGACUUCAGAUGAAAGCGAGGAAAGUGACGAGUCCAUAACUGAACCAACAAGAGAAAAGAGGAAACGUGGCCGUAACUUCCUUAUUUGCUGCAAGAAAAGUAAAACCUUUGAUUCUGAGGAUGAAGAAGAUGAAGGCAAGGGUAAGAAGAAACGAUUUGGCCUAAAAAUCGGAAAAUAUUUCUACCGCUUUAAACAAGCAAAGAAAUUUAGAAAAGCGAAACACAAGAAACGGUUUUGGCAAUGUGGUCGUCAGAGAGAAGAAGAGGAAACUCUGUACGAGACAUCUGAAGAGAGUGAGAAAAGUAUUGAUGAGGUGGCGAGUGUAAUCUCAGAAAGUAGUGAUGAGACAUACAGUACAAGCAGUGAAAUAACAAUAGAGACCUUAUAUGAAACUGCUGAAAGUGAUAUAUCCUCAUAUGUACAGAGAAGAAGAAAGAUAAAGCGUUGUACUCUCACUAUUCUUCUUUGUUGUAAGAAACGCAACAGUCUUGAUUCAGAAAACAAACAAGACGAGACUUCAUAUGAAACGGCUGAAAGUGAUCAGUCCAGUUCUGCAACACCAAGAGAAAAGAUAAAGCGUUGUAGCCUUAACAUUCUUCUUUGCUGUAAGAAAAGAAACUCUCUUGAUUCUGAUGACACAGACGAUGAGACAUCAUCAUACAAAUCUAUAGAAAGUGAUGAGUCCAUAUAUGAACCAGCUAAGAGAAAGAAGCAGCACAGGCGCUUUAAUGUUCUUUGUUUUAAGAAAAAACAAGGGCUACAUAAAAAAGCAAACGCUAAUAACGCCAAAAAGAAAAGCCUGAGAAAUAAACUUGAAUCCCCAAAGUUUCCUCCUGAGAAGACUUCGGGCGACUUCAGAAGACUGAAGCGGUGCAUGGGUUUUACCACCGGCAAUUACUUUAUCGCCAGUGGUGAAGCAUUUGGAGGAGAUUAG